AUGGCUUUAAUUACCUUGCGGAGGAACCUUUGCCAUUUGUCUGAUUUUCGGAUCCACGGAGCUCUGGCUGCUUUGAAAAAUCAUCCUGUAAAUUAUGUUCACAAGGUUUCCGAGGAGCGUCUGUGUCCGUGGUUCUGUUCACCACAGUCUGAGCCUUUCAGGGUCAGAUUCCAUCAUGGCUGUUGUAAAAAGUUCCAUUCAGAACAUGGAAAUGACCUUAAUCCAGUUGGUGAGCCGGUGCUCUCUCAAGCACAUGAUUGGGAUAGGCCUGAACAAAAUCUUAAAAGUGUGGAUGAACAGAUGUUUUACAGGAGACUAAACAACUUCACCUCAUCAGAAGAAGUGUUAAGUUUUCUAAGCACACUGCAAACUUUGCCUGAUACUCUAGCAGCAGGAGCCUUACAGCGGAUUUGUGAAGUGGAAAAAAAAGAAGGUAAUCAAAAGCUGCCAAAAGAAAUACUAAAGAAUAGUGUCUUUCAGGCCUUAUGCAUUCAGUGUGAACAGGCAUCCUCGGGUCUGCCAGACACCGUUUUGGUGACUGCUUUGCAAGCCCUGACUCUGUUGCACGUGGAUCCCCACAGUAGCUUGUUACUGAACCUGGUGGCCGAAUGCCAGCGUCGUCUCAAACGGGGUGGCCUGGAAGUUCACAGUCUUUGUAUUCUUGGGGAAAGUCUGAUGAAACUGCAAGGUCCAGGCUGUGCGAUGCUAGAACUGAUUAUAUGUCAGCUGAAAAGUGAAAAAUUGGAAGAAUUUACUCCUGAGGAUAUUGUGGCCCUUUAUAGGAUACUGCAGGCUUGUAGUGAAAAAGUGGACCAACACCAAGCAUUUCUAAAUAAGUUAAACAACUUCUCUCUGUCAGUAGUUUACAACUUGAGUCCUACAUUGAUGAGCCAAAUGCUCAGUGCCCUAGCAGUUCUUGAUCAAACUCAGGCGCUUCCUCUGGUUAUAAAAUUGGGAAAAUACGCUGUGAGGCAUAUCCCUCAUUUUACUAAUGAAGAGCUCAGAAAAGUCUUAGAGGCUUUCACAUACUUUGGGCACAAUGACAGAUUUUUUACAAAAGCCCUAGAGCAACAUGUAGCUUCAGUGUGUCUCACUUUGGAUCCUGAGGUUGUCAGCAAGGUCAUGGAGUACUGCAGUAGGAAACGGAUUCUUUCAAAACCCAUCCUCGAUGCGGUGGCAGAAACCUUUGUUUGCCAAUCAGAAAAAUUUUUGCCUCAUCAGAUUUCUGAGUUAAUCGAACCGUUUGGAAAACUCAAUUAUUUGCCCCCAAAUGCCUCUGCUUUAUUUAGAAAGCUAGAAAACACGUUGCUCACUCAUUUCAAUUAUUUUCCACCCAAAACACUACUGAAAAUUCUCCAUUCGUGUUCACUAAUUGAAUGCCAUCCGGUCAACUUCAUGGCAAAAAUAUUCAGCCCUUAUUUUCUUCAAAAGCUGCAAGGUGAAGAAUUGUAUUUGGACAGACUGAGCCUUGCACAGCUGACCCAACUGUUCUUAACCUCAGUCCUAGAAUGCCCUUUCUAUAAGGGUCAGAAACUUCUUCCUAAGUAUCAAGUGAGGUCAUUUCUUACUCCGUGCUCUUCCCUGGAGACGCCUGUGGAUUUUCACCUUUACAAAUCUGUGAAGAUUGGACUGAUUGACCUUUUGGGAGCAAGAUUGUAUUUUGCUUCCAAAGUGUUAACGCCCUAUUGUUACACACUAGAUGUUGAAAUUAAAUUAGACGAAGAAGGAUUAGUACUGCCAUAUACAGUUGAUGAAGAUGUACAUAAAAGGGUAGCGCUGUGCAUUGAUGAUCCAAAAAGAUUUUCUCUGAAUAGCAAACACUUACUGGGAAAGGAAGCUACUAAACAGAGACACUUGCGCUUGCUUGGUUAUCACGUUGUUCAGAUCCCCUAUUAUGAGAUCGAGAUGAUAAAAUCAAGAGUGGAAUUGGUGGAGUAUUUACAAAGAAAACUAUUUCCUCAAAACAUGGGCGUCCGUUGGCAGGGGGAGGCUCUCGCGCUCUCUGUCUCUGUCUCGGCCACACUCUCACUGCCCUGCGCACCCCACGACCCCCGUGUAGACAGGAGAGACACAUUCGAUCACCCCCCAAAGCCUGCAGGAGCAUUCGAUGGCCGGCCCUCCCAGCUAGCCUUGCGCUGCGGGCCCCGGGCUGGGGGACGCCACACCAAGCAUCAGGUCAGCGGUUUCCCGGACCCCCGUGAGCUCCUGGGAGCAGACCCCUUGUUCUCUGGAGGUUUUCAUGCAGGGUCCUAUUUGGAUGUUUUUGGUUACUGCACCAUGAAAGAGGACCUAGAGACCCUGCUGGCCUUGCAACAGGCCAACAUCAUAGCCAAUUACGCGCAGCACGCCCAGCAGGGUCUCCACAGGACCCAUGGGAAGAUGCUGAGCUCUCGUUGUCCAGGCUCACGGACCAUCAUGGCUUUCUGCCGGUUCCCCGAACUACUGAGAUUCCAGGCCCAUGACGAGCUCAUUCUAGCAGAAGAACUCCCAAAGUUUAAGAAGCACCUGGCGACUCUGGGAUGCCUACAUCCUGGAUGUGAGCGCAUGCUCCCAGACAUGGCAUACAAUAUCCUCAAGGUGCACAGCAAACGCCUCCUGAAGCUGCCCCUGGAAGGACCUCAGGAGUUUCUGCAGGACACCCUGGCCCAGCCCCGGGACCUGGAGGAUGAGGUGGUGCUCAGAUACCUUUGGGCCUCCAUGGCCCAGCUGAAGGAUGAGGCCCAAACUCCCAACAUGAGCAGCCAGACCCCUUCUGGCCUGUCCAUCCUGAAGCCCGAGGAGCCGCUGCAGGAGGGAAUGUCCACAGAGCCCUCAGCUGCCCACCUGUGCCAGGGGGCCCCAGGGACUCAGGUUCUGGUCCGGCUGCCCCCAGCCCAGGACCCCUCGCUGGCCCACCUGUCCCCACAGUGA
Molecule: messenger RNA, 2910 nt
Organism: Odobenus rosmarus divergens (Pacific walrus)
Lineage: Eukaryota; Metazoa; Chordata; Mammalia; Carnivora; Odobenidae
Gene: FASTKD3
Product: FAST kinase domains 3
Exons: 14
Coding region: 1-2910 (969 amino acids)
Biological process (GO): mitochondrial RNA processing; regulation of mitochondrial mRNA stability
Cellular component (GO): ribonucleoprotein granule; mitochondrial matrix
Molecular function (GO): RNA binding
Source: RefSeq, a predicted model, not a curated record